AGAGCGGGGUUGGGGUUUCAGUGUGAAGAACACACAACCCACUGCAAGUCUGCAAGCUCUCCGGCCAUGGAUGUUCCCAGAGAUCAAGUCACAACCCUCAUGGAGCACGGCCUCUACACUUCUGCUCAGAUGCUUGGUUGUUUUCUUGUUUCUUCCUCUGCUGUUAAUCCCGAAACCAGUCCCCACAUCAAGGCUGAAAGCUUGGUGCUUCUGGGUGACGCUUUGUUCCGUGAAAGAGAGCAUCGGAGAGCAAUUCACACAUACAAGCAAGCCUUGCAACACUACAAGAUUAUUCCCAGACAAAAUUCAACAACUAGAAUUUCAUUGUCAACAUCAAACAGGUCUUCUUCUCCAAAUUCUUUUAACAUUUCAGCAAUUAACGAAAAUGAGGUGAAGUUCAAAAUUGCAUCGUGUCAUUGUGCAAUAAAUGAGAACGUAGCAGCCCUUGCUGAGAUGGAGGGAAUUCCAAGCAAAGCAAGAAAUUUGCAGAUGAACCUAUUAAUGGGUAAGCUUCAUCGAAAUUCUAGACAGAAUCGUGCUGCUAUUGCUUGUUACAAAGAGUGUCUGAGGCAUUGUCCUUAUGUCAUUGAAGCUAUUAUUGCUUUAGCUGAAUUAGGAGUUUCUGCAAAAGAUAUUCUAUCAUUGUUUCCUCAGACACCAAAUAGAAGUGGGAGGCCACCAUUUGAUCAUUUUGACUCGAGUCGUUGGCUGCAACGUUAUGUUGAAGCACAAUGUUGUAUUGCUUCAAAUGAUUACAAAGGUGGUCUGGAACUCUUCACAGAACUUCUACAACGUUUUCCUAAUAAUAUACACAUAUUGCUCGAAAUUGCAAAGGUUGAAGCCAUUAUUGGAAAGAAUGAUGAGGCCAUAAUGAAUUUUGAAAAGGCUCGAUCAAUUGAUCCACAUAUUAUCACUUAUAUGGAUGAGUAUGCAAUGCUUCUGAUGAUAAAGUCUGAUCAUCUAAAGCUGAACAAGUUGGUGCAUGAUUUGCUGAGUAUUGAUCCUACAAGGCCUGAAGUUUUUGUGGCUUUGUCUGUGGUGUGGGAGAGGAAAGAAGAGAGAGGUGCCUUGUCUUAUGCUGAGAAGAGUAUCCGAAUUGAUGAGAGGCAUAUACCAGGUUAUAUCAUGAAGGGUAACCUGUAUCUAUCAAUGAAUCGGCCAGAUGCUGCUGUAGUUGCCUUCAGGGGAGCUCAAGAAUUGAAACCUGAUCUUCGUUCCUAUCAAGGUUUGGUUCGUUCUUAUUUGGCACUCUCAAAAAUCAAAGAGGCUCUUUAUGUUGCCAGGGAGGCAAUGAAGGCCAUGCCUCAAUCUGCAAAGGCUUUAAAGUUAGUUGGGGAUGUACAUGCUAGUAACUCUGGUGGCAGAGAGAAGGCAAAAAAGUUCUAUGAGUCAGCCCUCAGAUUGGAACCUGGUUAUCUUGGAGCUGCACUAGCUUUAGCUGAGCUCCAUGUCAUGGAGGGCCGAACUGGGGAUGCUAUAUCUCUGCUUGAGAGAUAUCUCAAGGACUGGGCGGACGAUUCUCUUCAUGUCAAGUUGGCUCAAGUAUUUGCUGCUACAAAUAUGUUGCAAGAUGCCUUGUCACAUUAUCAGUCUGCAUUGAGGAUAAAUGCACAGAAUGAAGCUGCCAAAAAAGGAUUAGAGCGCUUGGAGAAACAGAUGAAGGGAGUGGAUCCUGAUGCACCUGAAGAAGAUGAAGAGAAUGAAGUUGAGGAUGCUGAUGGAGACCAGGAAGAGGCAGAGCUUUUGUGAGGAACAGAUAAAGGAGGCCUUUGUCAAAUUUGACAAAAUGAGGGGAACUACACCUUUGUUGAUUGCUUUGUUGUGACCACUGCCCCAUUGCCAUGACAACUACGGCGAUUUCCACUCCUGAAAGCUGGGCUAUCGAUCUCCCUGUCUGCCAUAUCCACCUUGUCAGAGAAUCCAAAACAAGAAAUUGUGCUAUUAACAUUUUUAUCAAAAUUUUCAUGAUGUCAUUGAAUGCAUUGUAAGGAGCAAAUAAUGGUAUCAAGUGAUCAUCUGAUGGAUCACAUAUUUUUAAUCGAAAAGGUACAAAGUUGUUCUUA
This is a messenger RNA of Vitis riparia (riverbank grape), 2063 nucleotides long. RefSeq names its product anaphase-promoting complex subunit 7. Lineage: Eukaryota; Viridiplantae; Streptophyta; Magnoliopsida; Vitales; Vitaceae. The coding region runs from base 67 to 1749 and encodes 560 amino acids. The transcript has 18 exons. Gene Ontology annotation, molecular function: protein binding. Gene Ontology annotation, biological process: cell division. The record is from RefSeq and is a predicted model, not a curated record.